Bradysia coprophila is the source of this 426-nucleotide messenger RNA. Its product is annotated as metalloproteinase inhibitor 2-like. Lineage: Eukaryota; Metazoa; Arthropoda; Insecta; Diptera; Sciaridae. The record is from RefSeq and is a predicted model, not a curated record. Gene Ontology annotation, molecular function: protein binding; metalloendopeptidase inhibitor activity.
AUGAAGUUCGGUUUGAUUUUGCUUUUCGCUAUUUCUUACAUCAGUUUUUCCGAUGCAUGCUCGUGUGCGGGAAUUCCAGGAUUGGAGAGCUAUUGUGAAGCUACCUUCGGUGGUACAUUCAAAGUUGUGGGCCCAUCAUACUAUUGCGGAGAAAUGGAAAUUUGCUAUCCGAUUGAAAUUGUGCAACAAUUCCGUGGUGCUCCUGUAUCGGCUACCGUUUUGAAGACAAAUGACAAUUCAGCCGCUUGUGGCGUAUAUUUAGAAGAAGGAAACACCUACUUUAUUGCCACAAAUCCAGUAGAUGAGGAAACGUUCCAUGUGUACUCGUGUGGACUUCUUCAAAACUGGACUUCUAUGACAUGCUGCGAAAUGAUUGCAGAAGCGAAGAAAUUAAAUUGCAAAAAUUACACGCCAUCAGCUAUCUAA